This is a messenger RNA of Linum tenue, 1777 nucleotides long. NCBI's taxonomy places the organism in Eukaryota, Viridiplantae, Streptophyta, Magnoliopsida, Malpighiales, Linaceae. The record is from the annotation of a GenBank genome assembly.
CUCCUAUUAAUUAACAACAGCAAGAUGGUUGCCGGAGUAGGUCCCAACGGUGGCGGCGGCGGCGGCGAGUAUCCGGGCAGGUUCACCGGCUUCGUGGCGGUGACAUGCAUCUUGGGCGCCAUGGGCGGUCUCAUCUUCGGCUACGACAUUGGCAUCUCCGGUGGUGUGACGUCCAUGGCUCCGUUCCUGAAGAAAUUCUUCCCCGGAGUAUACCACAGGGAGAUCAACGACCGGUCGCACAGCCAGUACUGCAAGUUCGACGACUUCACCCUCACCGCUUUCACCUCGUCGCUGUACGUCGCGGCUUUCUUCGCCUCCCUCGUCGCUUCGACCGUCACUAAAAAGUUCGGCAGGAAGUGGUCCAUGUUCCUCGGUGGACUCAUCUUCCUCUCCGGCGCUCUCCUCAACAUGUUCGCUUCUCACGUCUCCAUGCUCAUCGUCGGCCGCAUACUCUUGGGUAUCGGCGUCGGCUUCUCCGUCCAGUCGGUCCCACUGUACGUGUCGGAGAUGGCGCCGCACAAGUACCGAGGCUCCCUCAACAUCGUGUUCCAGCUGUCAAUAACGGUCGGGAUCUUCGCGGCCAACCUGGUCAACUACUUCACCCCGAGGCUGACCGUCGUGGACGGGUGGCGCGUCAGCCUGGGAGGCGCGUGCGUGCCGGCCCUCAUCAUCAUGGUCUCCUCCUUCUUCCUCCCCAACACCCCCAACUCCAUGCUCGAGCAGGGCAAGCCGAAAGAAGCCCGCGAGAUGCUCCGCCGCAUCCGCGGCGUCUCCGACCAGGAGGUGGAGGCCGAGUUCCGCGGCAUCGACGAGGCCAGCGCCGCCGCCAGGGCCGUGGAGCACCCGUGGCGGAACAUCCUCCUCCGCCGCAACCGGCCGUACCUCGUGAUGUCCCUCCUCAUCCCGUCGUUCCAGCAGCUCACCGGGAUCAACGUCGUGAUGUUCUACGCGCCCGUGCUGUUCCAGUCCAUCGGGUUCAAGAGCGACGCCGCCCUCCUCUCCGCCGUCAUCACGGGGACCGUCAACGUCCUCGCCACGUUCGUGUCCAUCUACGGCGUAGACAGGUGGGGGCGGAGGUUUCUCUUCCUCGAAGGCGGCGUCCAGAUGAUUGGUAGCCAGGUGGCGAUCGCCGCGCUGAUUGGGUGGAAGUUCGGGGUUACCGGCGACGUGACGGUGCUUCCCGCGUGGUACGCAUGGCUGGUGGUGGGGCUGAUCUGCUUCUACGUGGCGGGAUACGCGUGGUCGUGGGGCCCGCUGGGGUUCGUGGUCCCCUCGGAGAUCUUCCCGCUGGAGAUAAGGUCGGCGGGACAGAGUAUUAACGUGUCGAUGAAUAUGUUCUUCACGUUUCUGAUCGCGCAGUUGUUCCUGACGAUGUUGUGCCACAUGAAGUUUGGGCUGUUCUUGUUCUUCGCGUGUUUUCUGGUGGGGAUGUCGGUGUUCAUCUACUUCUUCUUGCCGGAGACGAAAGGGGUCCCGAUCGAGUCGGUGGCGCGUGUGUUCAGGGACCACUGGUACUGGCGCCGGUUCAUGGUGGCGGAUGAUGACGACCAUAAGGGCGGCCCCGGCGGGAAGAAGUUUCAUUCGACCGCCGUUUAGAAAUUAUUAUUAUUAUCAUCAUAUUUUUAUUUUGUAAUUAAUAGUCGGUUUUGCGUACUCUUUGAUUUUUUUUUGUAGGAAUUAGUUUGGGUAGAUAUUUGAUAUAUAUUCAGAGGAUGUUAGUGUUAUAUAUUGUUACUAAUGACCUAUAAAUAAAUAAAUAAUUAUUGGCUUCGUUUCA